AUGGGCGCCGUCGCGAGCUGUAAGGCCACCAAAGAGGGCUGCUGCACCACAACGACGGGUUCUCCGCCUUUGGAGGUGGAUGCAGUGCACCCCGAACUUCCUGGAUCGGACGACUAUGCGCCCCAGACGGAGUCGGCGGAGCCUGCCGAUCUCCCCCGCGCCGACAGGAACGUCCCAAAUGCCCGGACUGAGGCCCUUUCACUGGCAAGGGCCCGGUUCAUGAGAGAGAUCUCCCCGGCUUCCAUGCUUUCCACAGAGUCCUCACAUUUCCAUCUCGACCCGGAGCUGCUACGCGGCAUCCCGCUGAAGGCGGCCUUGUAUGGCUUGGGGAAGAUUUGGAGGAGGUCGCCGAUGGAUCUUCCGGAUGACGCAGCGAGGGCCUCGCUGUGGAGCCGGUCCACCGUCACGGACGAGUUGGAUAUCUUCCUGAGCCACACUUGGCACACACCGGGCUGGAAGAAGGUGCUUGCGCUGCUGGUCCAGUCGGGUUCCCACUGCUUCUUGUUCGGCUGGCUCCUCGGGGCUACGCUGGUCUAUCUCCUGGAGCUGGCUGGCGUUUUUCCUCCCUGGUGGAGCUUCCCGCGGGGGCUUUCCAUGCGGCUCGGCGGUUUUCUUGGGUCCUUCGCCGGCCUCCUGACUUCGCCGUAUAUGCCCUGGUGCUGUGGUGGCCGUGAAUUGUGUUUCCUUGACGUGGUCAGCAUCAACCAGGCCGAUUCUGAGCUCAUGCAGAAGGGCGUCUACGGCUUAGGCGGCUUCUUAGCCGCCUCCAGGGAGAUGAGGAUCUUGUGGAGCCUUCCCUACCUGACGAGGCUUUGGUGCGUUUUUGAAUUGGCCGCCUUUCGCAAAGCGAACCCGACGGGCAGGAUACUCUUGAAGCCCCUAUUUCUGGAGAUCGGGCUCCUCUCUGUGAUCCUCGCUGUCUACUUUUUCGUCGUCGUGGAGGACCUCAAGGUGCGCUUCUUGGGGAACAGGUCUUACGAUAUGAGCUGGAUACCUUUGGCCCUGACGUGCUGCUCCUUGCUCCCGUUCCUCGUGCUCCUUCAUGGCUUACGGCGGAUGUGCUAUGAGAAGCGCCAGAUGAUAUCCGCCCUGAGGACCUUCGAUCUAGCCAAAGUUGACUGCAAGGUCCCUAGAGACAAGGACUUCAUCUAUGAAGGCAUCCGGAUGUGGUACCGGAGCCCAGAAGGCUUCGAAGACUACGUCAGAGGCCCAUUAGCAGACGAACUUACUCAGCCUUUCUUCUUCCUGACGCUGCCAUUGGUGUACUGGGCGAUGGCUAUGACACCCGUGGUCUCGGCGGAGAUGGAUGUCUGGCUUCCUGCCCUUCAGCAGGGCUUGUCCACUGAUAAGGCAGUUGCUGCCUUUCUGGUGCUGGUCGUGACAGCUCCUCUCUUUUGUAUGAACAUCAUGCAGCUGAUUCUCUUCUUGUGCGAACACCUUUCCAGCAAGCCGGCUGGAUUUCUGGAGUACUGCAAGACCAUCCUGGUGUGGCUCGUCAUGGUCCUGGUGGUGUUCUUCUUUGUGCUGCUGGCAGGGCCGUAUAUUCAAGAAGCUCGAAUUCCGGGGGGGAUUAUAGCUGCGACGACGAACUCGAUCAUUUUCUACAUCAGCUUUCGCUGCAAAAAAGGAUAUGACUGA
Molecule: messenger RNA, 1638 nt
Organism: Symbiodinium sp. CCMP2456
Lineage: Eukaryota; Dinophyceae; Suessiales; Symbiodiniaceae
Source: the annotation of a GenBank genome assembly